Molecule: messenger RNA, 715 nt
Organism: Paraglomus occultum
Lineage: Eukaryota; Fungi; Glomeromycota; Glomeromycetes; Paraglomerales; Paraglomeraceae
Source: the annotation of a GenBank genome assembly
AUGAGCAAAUUCAAAAAUGGCCUUGCUGUUGACCGCGACAUAGACGACCCAAUGCGUCGUCCACGUCCAGUCUCUCAGGAAGGUUACUAUUACCCUCCUGAACACGUCGACUCGCAAAAUGGUCGAUACCAGCUACAUGCUAUGCGUCAAUAUGGUUCUUCUGCGUCGCUAGAAGUACGAAAAGAAUAUAACAAAGAACAACGAGAACGCGAUUUCUUCCCAUCUCAAUCACCCCCACAACAAUAUAAUGGAUCGAGCAGCGCUUUUGGGCAUGAGAGUGUUCUCAGUGCACGCGCACCCUCUGUAUUUUCGGAUUACGAUGUGUCCGACUAUUAUUACUCCACGAGGAAUUCGAGUUUACAGACUGAGACAAUGGCAAAUUCCGAGACACCAUAUGGCGACACACUCUUCCCACCAGAGAAUGGAAGUUCGUCGCCGUCGUCGUUAUUGGUCCCACAGCAAACAAAUGGCCAACGGCAAAUGCCAAAUCCUGCAAGUCAAUACCAAUACGAAUCACAAUACUAUAGCCCUUCGUCGCCUAAUUCUAACCUCAAUUAUCCCUUACACUCUCAAACAGCCUCUUCUCUGUCCUCGAAUACGACAGACAACAUGGGUCCUAUACCUGCAAGGAACAGUUCUAGACAGGUUCGUGAUGCAGGAAACAAAAAAAAAUCGCCAAUUCGUAAUCAGGAAUCGUUGACAGAUCCAUUCGUGA